Messenger RNA from Kwoniella shivajii, 1743 nucleotides. RefSeq lists its product as uncharacterized. NCBI's taxonomy places the organism in Eukaryota, Fungi, Basidiomycota, Tremellomycetes, Tremellales, Cryptococcaceae. The transcript is spliced from 5 exons. The record is from RefSeq and is a predicted model, not a curated record. The coding region runs from base 1 to 1743 and encodes 580 amino acids.
AUGUCGAGAUCGAGUGAAAGCUCAUCUGCAAAACGACAAUUUUCAAAAUUGGUGGACGAUCCAGACAUAUUUCACAGACUUUUGUUCUUCGGAGAUACAUUCUGGAUUGUGGGUCCUGACAACUCUUUAAAAGUGACCAGGAUACUCAUUGAGAAGAACGGAGGAAUCAUGCAAAGAUCAAUCAACCGAGCAUCUCACGUGAUAUUCACGAAACCAGAUGAUCUCACAGAAUGUAUGAAAAGUCUAUCACAGUUCACAAUAAUGAAUCAAUCCAUUACCAACCAUGUAAAACCUAAACCCCUGGCGGAAGGCUGGAUUCAUGACUCUUUAUGCUUUGAAAAGAAAGUAAAGAUUAACCCAUACCUCGUCAAUGAUAAGAAUAUAUUCGAUGACAAGUUUUGGAAAGGUCCUGGGAAAGGAACAGAAGAAUCUAGUUCUGCACAUGAUGGUAAUAGAAAGAACCAAAUACACAAAAAGUUACCAUUUCCUCCUGCAUCUUCAUCCUUAAAUGCCUCGAUCCCAACAGAGGAGAAGGGAAGUGUUAGUGCUCUAGACUUCACGCUCGAAUCUAACCCUUCUUCACCCUCUACCAAUUUAGAUAAGUGGGUUUCCACGAUGGAAAGGAAUCGUCAAUCUAAGCGCAACCAAACGGAGAUAAUCUACGAAGACAUCCCUAUUAAUUGGAGAAGGAAAUCGAUAUCAAACGCUCGACCGAUCAUUCCUACCUCCACGAAAUUAGGGAAACGCCCCAAGAGAAGCUAUGCAAAUAACUCGCUGGACGGAAGCGGUACGGCUGCCUCCCCUUCGCACUUGGGAUCGCCAGUAUCCCAUGCGAAACUUACUCAUAAACCCACAAACGACACAAUUGCGUCUUCAACCUCGUUCAGGGCAACGAGUGAUUGGUCAAUGGCAGAAGAGCAUCCUUUGCAAAUCACGUUUGAUACUAAAGAAUCAUCCCCUUCGAGCAUUGUUAUACCAGAGAAUGAUCAACCACAAUUUCCCAUCGAUAUACCUAUUCUCAAUAACAAGUCAAGAGCGCUCGAACAAGCUCAACCAACCACUUCUGUUUUGAGAGAUAUCACUGACAGGAUCCCCUCGAGGGUAUUGAGAUCGGCAAACAAACCCAAGCGAUCUGUUUCUCCUUUCCAUCCGGAAAUCCCCCAAGACAGUUCAUUCCAUGCAAGCUCGAACAAACUCCCUCAAUGUCAAGGGGAACAAGCGGAAGAGGUUAAACAGCCAAUGAACAAAACUAAUGAACGCAAGGAGGAUGAAUAUCAGAUACAGGAACAAGAAAGAGAUGACGAUAAAGAUGCGGAUUACAUUAACGAGAAGCACGACCAAGAAGACGGUGAAUCCGGAGAGGAGGUACUUCGUAACAUAGAACCAGUGGAGAAAGUGGAGAAAGACGUUGCAUUCAAGAAACAGCCUCAAUGUUCUUCUAAAAGUGCCGAAUACAACAGAAAAUACCGUAACCAAAGGACAGUCCAACCUCAAGAUCAAAAAGUGUAUGAGGCGUUGGUAGCUGAUCUCCAAUCCAAAGUUGCGGGAGAAGGAUUCCCGAAAGGUGGGAUGAAAGCUUAUCUGGUCAAACGUGGAAUUCAUUCGUUAUAUACCAAAUAUGGUACUCUCAUCCGAGAACAAGUUCCCGGACUUCCCCGAUCUCGAGAGAAUUUUGGGAAGAGACAAGGUGUCAACCCUAGAUGGCAGAAGUUUAUAGAUGAACAGGAUGAGCAAGGCAAGUGA